Candida tropicalis MYA-3404 is the source of this 504-nucleotide messenger RNA. RefSeq lists its product as uncharacterized. The coding region runs from base 1 to 504 and encodes 167 amino acids. NCBI's taxonomy places the organism in Eukaryota, Fungi, Ascomycota, Pichiomycetes, Serinales, Debaryomycetaceae. The record is from RefSeq and is a predicted model, not a curated record. The transcript has a single exon.
AUGACAGAGACAUCUUGUGUGAAUUCUACUAUCUGUAGUAUUCAAACUGUUGUUGUGUCUACGGUUGGUACAACCAAUGAUCCAGUCACCAUUACAAAUAGUCUGGGCGAUACUGCCACCGGUACACCUAAAGAAGCUUCUUCUAAAUUUUGGCCCGGCUCUUUCUACACUACAAUCACGAUGACUAUUUGUUCUGAAAACGAUCAAUGUGAAGAAGUGGUUUCUGUGAUUCCACCAAAUGAGACUAUGUACAUUUCUACAUCUACUAAAUUUGAAAAAGAAGGAGCAAAUUUCCGCAGUGGAAAUACAGACUUUUCCACAGUUACCGAACAAGGUUUUCAUAUGUCUUCGGAUCGGAUCGAAAAUGGUGCUAUAGUUCUCAAGUUUUCACCAAUGUUUGUUUCGUUAUUGGCUUUGAUGAAUUUUUUUUUUGUGAUAUUAUGUUAUUAUUACGGAGAAGAAUUGGUUUUCCAUUUUAAAUUUCCCCUUUGGUUUAUUUGGUGA